This is a messenger RNA of Brassica rapa (field mustard), 2541 nucleotides long. RefSeq lists its product as uncharacterized. Lineage: Eukaryota; Viridiplantae; Streptophyta; Magnoliopsida; Brassicales; Brassicaceae. Gene Ontology annotation, molecular function: hydrolase activity. The record is from RefSeq and is a predicted model, not a curated record.
GAUAUUUAGAAAACAUUAUGUUUUUUUAUGAAAUCUUUUUAAAAUUCGCAAUUUUAAAAAACAUUUACUUUAAUUUGAGAAAAUCGGGUUUUAAUAUCGAACCGGAUCACUGGUUUUAACGAGUUUCACCAGUUUUUAUCGGGUUUACCGAUUUAAUUCAAAUCUAAUUUUUAGUAUAAUCUAGAACUAGUGACCGAGUCACGGUCCGACCGGCCUGUCCGGUUUUCAAAACAUAGCAAAACAGGAUCCUGCUUUCUUAAAGAAAAAUGAAAAAAGGAAGACCUAAUGCAAAUGCACUGUGAACUGGCUCUAAGCCGACACUCUGGUAUUGGUCAGAAGAAUUUAACUAAGUUUGUAAGAAUCUAUUUCAAAACAUAAGUAAUAGAUUCUGAAAAUUUCACAAGAUUCGAUGAGGAUUUUAAUGCAUCUAUCUAAUUUUUAUAUUUUAGAUCUAAAAUGAAUGUAAAUAAAUUUAAUAAAAUUAAUUCUCUUAAAUUUCAUUAACCCUUUUUAAUAAGAGUUGAACCUAGAACCGAGUAUGAGCUAACGCUAAUGUAGAGGAGGGUUCUUUCUACGAGAUAUUUUGAAAGUUUUUAUGAACUUUAAUCAUUCUACAUAAAGAAAAAAUCUAAUAAAAUUUGACAUCUCUAUAUCAUAUAAAUAAAGUUAUUCACGGAAUCACUAUAACUCACUUCGUUGAGUUUAUGACCAUAAAACUAGACAGUUACAUCUACUUGUUAAAUUAUGCAUUUCUAAACAGGAGAUCCUACUUCUGAAAAAAAAGUCUAACAAAAAACUUGACUAAUACAUUCAAAUUUUUUUUUUGAGAACUAAUUUUCUCAUUAUGUAAGGAAUUACUAUACCUAAAUACACUAAAAAAAGUAUUAUCAUGACUCAAUUCUGAAUAAAUUUGUUCUUGCAAAAUAGAUUACAACAAAUAAUAUUCUUUCAAAUCUCAGCUUUAAAGCAUAUAAUUUGUUCUUUACAUUUUAUAGUAAAAUAUACAUUAAAUUAUUUUCAAAUAUAAUUAUCACAGAAUUCACCAAAAAUAAAUAACAUAUAUACUGAUAGAAUUAUAAAAUCAAAUAACACAUGAAUUUUUUUUUAAAAUAAAACAAAAAGAUGUACAAAUAUGUAAUCUAAUAACAGAGGGAUUGUCAAGAACUGAUGAAUUAGAAAAUUGAAUAGCACUGAAAACUUAAAUUUCUUUCAUUCCAAAUAAUCACAGUUUAUAGAUACUUUAUCAAUUUUUGAAUUAAGGCUUAAAGCAAAUUAAAAAAAAAAAAAAAAGAGGAAUUGUUAGUGGAGUAUAUAAGAAAAAUAUUUCUGUCUUUUUCCUUUGCACACGAAACGACGAGCCAAGCCAAUUCUUCUUCUCCAAUGGCGUCCUCUUCUCUUGUUCGAAUCGCCGUUGUGGGAGACGUCCAUGGCUUCUGGAAUCUAGGUGAAGAUCAGAAAGCUCUUCAGCUCCUACAGGUUAUUAUCUCAAUUCCUUCAUCUUCACAAAAGCCUUUCCUUCUUUACUCACACAAUCCCCUGUGGCUGCUCAAUCUGAUUUUGCAGCCGCAAUUGGUGCUCUUCACAGGUGAUUUUGGUGAGGAGGAUGUGCCACUUGUGCAGAGCGUUGCUGCUCUUCCUUUCCCUAAAGCUGUUAUUUUGGGCAACCAUGAUGCUUGGCACACCAAAAAAUUCUCAACGAAACAAAACGGUGUCCAAAUGCAGCUUGAUGUCCUUGGUGAUGAGCACGUAGGAUAUCAACGCAUGGACUUCCCCUCACUUAAGCUCAGUGUUGUUGGUGGUCGCCCCUUUUCACAUGGCGGAAAUAAACUGCAUCGUGAUAAACUGCUUUUAAAGAGGUAUGGAGUUCGGGAUAUGAAUGCUAGUGCUGGGAGUAUUUGUCGAGCUGCACUUGGAACACCGGAAGAUCAUGUGGUUGUAAUUCUUGCGCACAACGGUCCAACAGGUCUUGGUUCUCAGGCAGAGGAUAUAUGUGGAAGAGACUGGUUUGACGAAGGCGGUGACCAUGGUGAUCCAGAUCUGGAGCAGGCAUUACGCCAGUUGAAGGAGACAACGGAACUGUCUGUUCCUUUAGUUGUGUUUGGACACAUGCAUAAGGAGCUUGAAGGUGGGAAAGGAAACCGAAAAAUGGUUGUGGAAGAUAGUGACAACAAGGUUCUUUAUGUGAACGGUGCAAUAGUCCCGAGGGUUAUAGAGAUAAAUGAAACACCGGUUGGAGCCGCGGAGCCCGAGAGUGGUGGCACAGUAAGAGCUUUUACGUUGGUGGAGAUUUUAGAUGGAAAGAUCAAGAAAGUAGUAGAAAGUUGGGUACAAGUAACCGGAAGUGUGGCUAAGAUUGUGGAGGACAUGACAUUGUUUGAGGAUGUAACUUGAUUUAUCAAAGGGAACUUGUGUUGUUGGAUCAACAAUUAUGCGACCUUCAAUUCAUUAAUGAUCAGUUUAUAUUUAACUACUAUGUAAAUACUCGUGAUAUUUGAGGUUUUAUGUCUAUGUAGAAUCGGUUCUAUAAGUUGUUUUCUUCCA